Molecule: messenger RNA, 1148 nt
Organism: Chara braunii
Lineage: Eukaryota; Viridiplantae; Streptophyta; Charophyceae; Charales; Characeae
Source: the annotation of a GenBank genome assembly
GCCUGACAUCGCUGGGCCGAAAAAGGGAACGAGAACGGAAAAGAACGAGAACGAAAAAGAAACAAAGAGACAAGGACUCCUCAUGCGCGUUGCUUUCGUUUGAUUGUGCAAGAACGUUUGCCAGGAUGUAAAUGAUCUGUACUUCAAGCUACUUUUGACUAUCGACUUUUGUUUUAACAGUUCUUCUCCCACAGAUCUGAAUCUUUGUCCUUCUUUUCCUCGUCGUCCUCUUGUUGGUUUUCUUUAUUGUUAUCGUUUGUCUCUUUGUUUCUUUUGUGUUCGUCGUUUUCGUCUGCUUUCAAAGCAGUGAGGGAAGUUGCAGAGAGAAGCAGUGAGCGUCUUGACAUUGCACGCAGUUUUCCGUUCACAUAUUACCAUCGAAAUGAAAUUACGGGCUCUAUAGACUAUAACUAUGCCCACCGUCAAACUCCCAGAAGUUUCUCGUUCUCACCCUCGCACCCGCCCGUCACACUAAAGUGACAGGUUAACGUAAGAGUCCCGGACGCUGUGCCUUAGGAUCGCCGCAUACACCUAUGCACAAGAUGACACCGCAGGAUUCACCAUACAUACCCACUCGUACCAGUAUCCGUCCAUGCACUAGAGUCCUCCACAGCUGUUAACAAGUGGCUCGGUCUGCGCAUGCGGGUGGUCAGGUAGGUAGGUGUGUGUGUGUGUGUGUGUGUGUGUGUGUGUGAGAGAGAGAGAGAGAGAGAGAGAGAGAGAGAGGAUGGAUAAGGACGCUCGCGCCCACGCGAUCGUCACUCAAUGGGAGUCUCGUUCCACACCACUACAGAAUACUCGAGUUUUCGAGGGCGCCCUUGAAAAAAAAAAGAAGUGAUAUUGCUUCGUGGGUCGUGGUUCCCUAUGGUGGCACUUGUUCAAUGGGGAGCCUGCCUUGCUCCGUGGCGGUGUGAGUACGACCGGAUGCAUCCUCGGCUAUAUGCUGCAAUUCGUGGCUUGUGGUUCCCUAUGGCGGUUGUGAUCAGGAUGGUGACGGCGCCCUCUUUGAUGUGCGGCAGAAGCGAACACGUGGAGUGCUGGAGAGGCAGAAGCGAACACGUGGAGUGCUGGAGAGGGAGUUCUGGACGUUAAAAGGCACGUGGAGGUUGUUCCUUCGUCAUCACAAGACAAAUAUCAAGGGCACGUGG